GAGAUGGGCGACGAGGUGGACCUGCAUGGCGCCGCCCGCACGGGCGACGUUGAUGCGCUCGGUAAGUGCAUAGCCGCCGGCGCGGAUGUGAACGGACGGGACAAACACAAGCGAACGGCGCUGCAUCUCGCCGCUUACGCCGGGCAGCUCGAGGCCGUCAGGUUCCUGAUCGCGUCCGGCGCCAAGACUGCGGUGGAGGCCAUGGACGGCAUCGCGCCGCUGCACUUCGCGUGCCAGAAGGGGCACUGGGAGGUCGCCAGGGAGCUCAUCAACUUGGGCGCUAACCAGAAGGCGCUCAACUACAAGGGCGAGAACGCCCUGCACUUCGCGGCCCAGAGCGGGAAUCAGAGGCUGGUCGAGAUGUUGCUGCGCAAGCAGGUGAACCCGUGCCACCGCAGCAAGAGGGGAAAGCUGCCGUCGGAGUGCGCCAAAGAUGACAUCGUGCGCGCGAUCUUAGAGGCAGCCGCCGCGGCGAAAGAGGCGCACAUCGCAUCGACGCAGGCGGGCAUAGCGGAGGCGAAGGCGGCGCAGGGAGAAGGCGAGGAAAACGAUGACGAAGGUGGGGGCGAGAUUGGACCCGCGAUAGGACCCCCCACCCGACCGGAUACGGGUCCGUCGAUCGGACCCCCGGCUAGACCGACCGCCUAUACCGAACCGUCCGCGGGCCCGUCCACAGGGCCCCGAUCCGUGGCGCCGGAGGACGCGCCGGCUGUCGGUCCCGUCAUCGGUCCCCCCGCGAGGCCCGCCGGCAUCCGGGAGAAGCGGGAGAUUGCGGAGGUCGAGGACGCGCCGGGUGACGCGCUGGCGGCGGCGAGCGCGGGCGGCCCGUCCAAGAAGGCGAAGCAGGCCAAGACGCCGGUCCUCUCCUUCGGGGAUGACGACUGACGCGACGGUCUCCGCUCUGGGUUUAGGUAAAAAUUCAACGUUGGAUUGUAUAAGAAGGUGGUAGUUACAGU
This is a messenger RNA of Micromonas commoda, 956 nucleotides long. RefSeq lists its product with no specific name. The coding region runs from base 4 to 885 and encodes 293 amino acids. Lineage: Eukaryota; Viridiplantae; Chlorophyta; Mamiellophyceae; Mamiellales; Mamiellaceae. Gene Ontology annotation, molecular function: protein binding. The transcript has a single exon. The record is from RefSeq and is a predicted model, not a curated record.